Betta splendens (Siamese fighting fish) is the source of this 1130-nucleotide messenger RNA. RefSeq names its product leucine rich repeat containing 20 (gene lrrc20). The transcript has 5 exons. The record is from RefSeq and is a predicted model, not a curated record. NCBI's taxonomy places the organism in Eukaryota, Metazoa, Chordata, Actinopteri, Anabantiformes, Osphronemidae. The coding region runs from base 278 to 799 and encodes 173 amino acids. Gene Ontology annotation, cellular component: extracellular matrix. Gene Ontology annotation, molecular function: protein binding.
ACGCUAUUUCCUGCUAAUGAUUGCCAGUAGCCCGAAUGCUAAUUCCUGCUAGUUCAGCGAGAAGCGAGAGGCUGCAUUAGUGUUUGUGGUCGUUAAAUGGUCUUAAUUUAGAAUGAACACCACUGCGUUCAGGUGAAUUAGCUUCCCCGCGGCUAAAAAUACACACUCACCAGACGUGACAGCGGCGGAGCUGCCGUAGCUAACGUUAGCCGACAGCUGCCUGGCUCUGUAACCCUGUAGCAGUAGCUUCUAGUGUGGGAACCAUUACAGAGGAGCAAUGGCUGAGGCAGUUGCAAAUGUGGCCCGAAGGAUUAAUUCAACUGUGGAAGAGGAGAAGGAUAGUUUGGACUUGUCAAACUGCAAGCUCAUUUCUUUCCCUGAUGGUGCAUUCAAGGUCCUCAGAAGUGUCUCAGACAAAAUCUUUGUCAUCACAUUGGCUGAUAAUGAAAUGAAGGUGAUUUCUAGCAAGUUCUUCUCAACCUUCAAUCAGCUGAGAGAACUGGACCUGCAAGGCAACGUCCUCACCAAACUGCCAGACUCUGUGGGUGAAAUGCAGCAUUUGACCAGCAUCAGUCUGGCUAAUAACAGCUUCUCCGCCUUCCCUGAUAAGCUUACUGAAAUAGCCACACUGGAGAGGAUUAACCUGGAAGGAAAUAACAUCACUGAAAUCCCACUGGACAAGUUGUCAGCCAUGCCAGCUCUGAAGUGGCUCAAUCUGAAGUCAAACCCUUUGGACUCAAACACUCGUUCUGCUCUGCAAUCACCACAAAAAUGUGACAUUCUGUUUACAUCAGAAUGAUUUUAAAAAUACCACAGCAGGUUUGAUCACAUAUAAUCUGCAAGCUGAGUGCCUUUAUUCACCAAGGGAGUCUAAUACUUGAACACACGUGAAGUCUCUAAACAGUGAAAACAAAUAACAGGGUGUGUUAAAACUGCAUCUUCCUUGACUGAGUUCUUUCCUGUGCUGCUGAUGAACAUACCCUGAGUCCAUGAUUAGAUAUGAUGCCCAACAAACUUGAAACCGGUCCAUCUUUACACAUACUUUGACGCCAUUUUUGUCUAAGUUGACACAUUUUGAAUAACUUAUUUUAUAAAAUGUUUUCAAUAAAGUUUAAGCUUUACCAAUGCUG